Molecule: messenger RNA, 6906 nt
Organism: Sitodiplosis mosellana (orange wheat blossom midge)
Lineage: Eukaryota; Metazoa; Arthropoda; Insecta; Diptera; Cecidomyiidae
Gene: DNApol-epsilon255
Product: DNA polymerase epsilon catalytic subunit 1
Exons: 10
Coding region: 181-6828 (2215 amino acids)
Biological process (GO): nucleotide-excision repair, DNA gap filling; mitotic cell cycle; base-excision repair, gap-filling
Cellular component (GO): nucleus; epsilon DNA polymerase complex
Molecular function (GO): single-stranded DNA 3'-5' DNA exonuclease activity; zinc ion binding; nucleotide binding
Source: RefSeq, a predicted model, not a curated record
ACUUAACACUGAACACGAGCAUGUGUAUUUAAAGUUGAUUGGCGCGAAUCUCUAACGUCAAAAUCAACCGCAAAAAAUCUGUUUGGUAAUGUUUUUGAUUCGUUGAUAAAAAUUUGAUUUGUUUGUAAUUUGAUGACCUAAAGGAAUUAGAAUUUAAGUGACAUUUUCACACUGACUAAGAUGAGUGUGAAUACGGGAAAAUAUGUGUCGGAUGAUAGAUUUGAAGGAGAUACUAAUUCGAUUGGAAUUCGAGAAUCGCGUGAAAAUGAUAAAAUCGAUUCAAAAUAUGGAUUUGAUCGUAUUAAAGACACACAGGAGCGUACCGGUUACCUGAUAAAUAUGCAUUCGACGGAAAUUCUUGAUGAAGAUCGACGUUUGGUUGCGGCACUCGAUCUCUUUUUCAUUCAAAUGGAUGGAAGUCGAUUCAAGGCAUCUGUCGUGUACGAACCGUAUUUCUUAGUACUACCGCAGGCAGAGCAAUCAUUGGAAGUGGCACGUUAUCUUCAGAAGAAAUACACCGGCCAUUUGACGCGUAUUGAACACAUACAGAAAGAAGAUCUCGAUUUGGCAAACCAUUUGAUUGGGAAGCAACAGCAUUUUUUGAAGUUGCUAUUCCCGAAUAUGAACGCAUUGAAUAAAGUGCGCCGUGAAAUUAUGUCAGCGGUAAAGAAGAAUCGUGAACGCGAGAAAGCAAACACAAACUACAUAAAAUUGUUGUCAACAUCGCUGGCGCACAGUUCGAAUACGGUGGCUACUAAGAGUGCCGAUUACUUGGAUUACAUCUCUGACAUUCGUGAGUAUGAUGUUCCGUAUCACGUACGUAUUUCGAUUGAUUUGAAAUUGAAUUGCGGUUUGUGGUAUGACAUUCGAUGUCGUCCUGGUGGCUUAGAAAUGCCAUUGAUAACACCACGGCGCGACAUUCUCGAUCGUCCCGAAGCAAUUGUUCUGGCAUACGAUAUUGAAACCACAAAAUUGCCGUUGAAAUUCCCCGAUGCACAAACCGAUCAAAUUAUGAUGAUUUCAUACAUGAUUGACGGUCAAGGUUAUCUCAUUACGAACCGAGAAAUUAUCUCGUGCGACGUCAAUGAUUUUGAAUACACGCCAAAACCAGAGUUUGAGGGAAAUUUCAUCGUAUUCAAUGAACCGGAUGAAAUGAGUGUGAUUCAGAGAUUUUUCGAUCACAUUUUGGAAGUGAAACCACACAUCAUCGUCUCGUACAACGGUGACUUUUUCGAUUGGCCAUUCGUUGAGACUCGGGCCGCCGUUUAUGACAUGGAUAUGAAGCGAGAGAUUGGUUUUUGGAAGAAUCGCGACGGAACGUAUCUAUCCCGACCGGUUAUGCACAUGGAUUGUCUUUGUUGGGUGAAGCGAGAUUCUUAUUUGCCGGUUGGAAGUCAAGGUUUGAAAGCGGUGGCCAAAGCAAAAUUGCGAUACGAUCCCGUUGAACUUGAUCCGGAGGAGAUGUGUAAAAUGGCUGUUGAACAGCCACAGGUGCUGUCGAAUUACUCAGUGUCCGAUGCGGUGGCCACAUACUAUCUUUACAUGAAAUACGUGAAUCCAUUCAUAUUUGCCUUGACCACAAUUAUUCCCAUGGAACCAGAUGAGGUGCUGCGCAAAGGAUCCGGAACACUUUGUGAGACGUUGCUCAUGGUACAAGCAUUCCAUGCAAACAUUGUAUUUCCGAACAAACAACAAUCUGAACUGAAUAAGCUAUCAGAUGACGGUCAUGUACUUGACUCUGAAACCUAUGUUGGUGGACAUGUCGAAGCGCUGGAGUCUGGUGUAUUCCGAGCUGAUAUUCCGUGCCGAUUCCGAAUGGAUCAGGAAAUGAUUAUGAAACUACAGAACAAUGUGGAUAAUGUUCUGAAGCAUGCUAUUGAAGUUGAAGAGAAUGUUUCACUGGAUUUGGUCACAAAUCUUGAGGAGGUGAGAAAUGACAUUAUGACUGGGCUAAAGGAAUUGUACGAUGUGCCGAAUCGUUUGGAGCAACCGGUUAUUUUUCAUCUGGAUGUCGGUGCGAUGUAUCCGAAUAUCAUUCUCACAAAUCGAUUGCAACCAUCGUCAAUGGUGUGCGAAACAGAUUGCGCCGCUUGUGAUUUCAAUAAACCAGACGCUGAUUGCAAACGAGUGAUGGAUUGGAUGUGGCGUGGUGAAAUGUUACCGGCCACAAAAAAUGAGUAUCAACGUAUCCAACAGCAGCUUGAAACUGAAAAGUUUCCGCCACUCUUUCCGGGUGGACCAAAUCGAGCAUUCCAUGAGCUAUCCAAAGAAGAUCAAGCCGCUUACGAGAAGAAACGUUUGAAUGAUUAUUGUCGCAAAGCGUACAAGAAAACGAAAAUUACUCGUCUCGAGAAUCGAAAAUCGACCGUUUGUCAAAAGGAGAACAGUUUCUACGUCGACACCGUGCGUGCGUUUCGUGAUCGCCGUUACGAGUACAAGGGGCUAACAAAGGUGGCGAAAGCAGCUGUUAGCAAAGCAAUGGCCGGUGGAGAUGCCAGUGAAAUCAAAGCAGCACAAGGCCGUGAGGUGUUGUAUGAUUCACUUCAAUUGGCGCACAAAUGUAUUUUGAACUCAUUCUACGGUUAUGUGAUGCGACGAGGUGCACGGUGGCACAGUAUGUCGAUGGCUGGUAUCGUCUGUUUGACCGGUGCCAAUAUUAUUCGUAGAGCGCGUGAGAUUGUUGAACGUGUCGGUAGACCGUUGGAAUUGGAUACGGAUGGUAUUUGGUGUAUUAUGCCUGCCACAUUCCCGCAAGAGUUCACCAUUCACACACAACACGAAAAGAAGAAAAAGUUCAACAUUUCCUAUCCAAAUGCUGUGCUAAACACUAUGGUCAAAGAUUACUUCACAAAUGAUCAAUACCAUGAACUUGUUCCCAAAUCGCCUGAUGACGAUCCAAAUGAACCACCAAAGUACGUCAAACGCGAAGAGAACUCCAUUUUCUUCGAAGUCGACGGCCCAUACCUAGCAAUGGUGCUGCCAGCCGCCAAAGAAGAAGGAAAGAAACUCAAGAAGCGUUAUGCUGUCUUCAACUUUGAUGGAUCAUUGGCUGAACUCAAAGGAUUCGAAGUAAAACGUCGUGGUGAAUUGCAGUUGAUUAAGAUUUUUCAAUCGUCAGUAUUCGAAUCCUUUUUACACGGCAAUUCAUUGGAGGAAUGCUAUGCAAGCGUUGCAAAAGUGGCCGAUUAUUGGUUGGACGUGUUGUACAGCAAAGGAUCCAACAUGCCCGAUUCCGAAUUGUUUGAAUUGAUUUCGGAGAAUCGAUCGAUGUCACGGAAAUUAGAAGAUUAUGGUGCUCAAAAAUCAACAUCAAUUUCUACUGCUAAGCGUUUGGCCGAAUUUCUUGGUGAUCAAAUGGUGAAAGAUGCCGGUUUAGCGUGCAAGUACAUCAUAUCAAAGAAACCAGAAGGUUCGCCAGUCACUGAAAGAGCAAUUCCACUGGCCAUUUUCCAAUCGGAGCCAAGCGUACGACGACACUUUUUGCGUCGUUGGUUGAAAGAUAACACAAUGGGUGAUGCCGACAUUCGUGAUGUACUCGAUUGGAACUACUACAUCGAGCGUUUGGGUGGUACAAUUCAGAAGAUCAUAACAAUCCCAGCUGCGCUACAAGGCAUAAGUAAUCCAGUGCCUCGAAUUCAACAUCCAGAUUGGUUGCACAAGAGAAUGCUCGAAAAGAAUGAUGUGCUGAAGCAACGUCGCAUUAACGAAAUGUUCACCGUCAAACCGAAGCCGGUUGUAGAGCAUGUUGACGAGAGUGAGAAUGAGGACGACGACAGCAAUGCCGGUGAUUCAAAUGAUGAAAUGAUUCGCGAUAUGGAAGAUAUUGGAUCGAAUGUUGCACAUGGUGAGCGUCGACCCACUGUUCAUCGUCGCAAACGAAAUGCCAGCGAAAUGGAAGAAGCUGAAGCAAAUGAGCCAAAAACUUGGCGCGAAGCACUCGGAACACUGCCUGAAAUAGGUGAUUCACGUGAAGAAAUCCAAGAGUGGGUUGAAUACCAUAAGAAAAAAUGGCGAUGGCAAAUUCAACAGCGAAAUAAGCGUCGUGUACACCAGAAUAGCAAAAAGUCACGCACGGAAAAUACGAUCCACCGACCGGUUGCGGCGAGCACAUCAGGUGGUGUAACCAUUGGUGGUUUCAUUCGACGAACACAGCGUAGUAUCAUCGAACAACCAUGGCAAAUCAUUCAAAUUGUUUCACUAGAUGACCUCGGUACGUACACCGUUUGGGCCAUGGUCGGCACUGAAUUGCAUAAGAUCAAAUUGAAUAUACCGCGAAUAUUCUACGUAAACAAACGAACACCAGCACCAAAUGAAGAGGGUUGCAUGUGGAAACAAGUGUACCGAACAUUGCCACGGUCUCGGCCCGUUUUUCAUCUCUAUCAAUAUAUUGUUUCGGAGAAUGUUUUCAAAGAACAUCGCCUGGGAAUGUUGGCCGAUUUGGCAACACCGGACAUUGAAGGUAUUUACGAAACACAAAUGUCUCUGGAAUUCCGUGCUCUAAUGCAACUGGGUUGUAUUUGUUCGGUGCAACGAACUGUGGCCCGUGAGAUUGCUGCAAAGAAAUCGACGAAUGCUCCGGAUAAUUUUUCAAUCGAACAGCUUGAAACACGACCAUUGUCACAGCAGCCGUAUCUCAAUGCAGGUGGAAAUCUGAAACGUAUGUUCUUGUACCAACACAGUUCGGCGAACGGCAAACGAGAGCUCUGGGGUCUUUUCAUUCCGAUCAUCAAAAAGUCGAUCAUUAUCUGUUUGGAUUCAGUGCGUACAAAUCAAAUGCCAUCGAUAAAGAACUUCUAUUUGACCGAAAGAUCGGCAUACCUGAAAAAUUCACAGAGCGAUGCAGACAAAAUUCCACCAGACGAUAUGCAAUUUGAAGUAUUUUUCGAAGUUGACUCCAAAUUGGUAUAUCGACACAUAAGCCAUUUGCUAGCAGCGUUCAGCAGUGAGAAAAAAGGGCCGGCUCUACUUUGUGUCCAAGCGGGUAUAUCACUGCAUAAGCUGAACAUGACAAUUCCAGCGGCCAGCGAUUUUCCACAAACUCAAAUUUUCAUCGUUGACGAUGCUGCGUUGUUGACGGGUUUGGACUGGCAACGGAAUGGCACCAAGUCAAUGUUACGACAUUUAUUCAACUUAAACAGUGUGGUGGAUUUGAUGCUGGAACAGUGUCGCUACUAUCAAUUGCCCAUUGGAAACAUGCCGGCUGACCCGAUUAUGUAUGGUGCUGAUAUUUUCUACGCAAGAUUGCUUCAGAAGCAUAACUUCUUACUAUGGGCAUCACCAACGAGUCGACCAGAUUUGGGUGGCCGUGAAGCUGAUGACAAUCGUUUGUUGAGUGAAUUCGAAGAGAGCAUAACGGUUGUACAGAAUAACAGCGGAUUUUAUGACUGCGUUUGUAUCGAAUUGACCGUUGACAGUUUGGCGGUUACGGCACUACUGCAAGCCAGUAGAAUACAAGAAAUCGAAGGUGCUAGCUCAGCAAUCACAUUUGAUGUAAUGCCACAAGCAUCGCUUGAAGACAUGAUCUUGAAUAAUCCAUCAGCUUCACUUUCGAACUACGACGAAGCAGCAUUAUGCAGUGCUGCACUAAAAGUCAUGAGAUCAAUGGUAAACAUUUGGUUGCGAGAGGUGGCUAUCGAUCGCAAUGUGUUUGCCGAUUUUCAAGUUGUUCAUUUCUAUCGAUGGAUCCGAUCGUGCACUUCACUUUUGUAUGAUCCCGCCUUGCGACGUAAUCUCAACAAUUUGAUGCAAAAAAUCUUUUUGCAAAUUAUCAGCGAAUUUCAACGGCUCAAUGCCAAAAUUAUUUACGCUGAUUUCAAUCGAAUCAUUCUGAACUCGGGUAAAAAGUCCAUCGUUGAUGCCAUCAGCUAUGUUGAAUAUGUGGUGCAAAGCAUCCGGAAUAAGGAACUGUUUCACAGCAUUAAUCUCACUUAUCAACAGUCAUGGGAGUUCUUGCUGUGGAUGGAUACAGCAAAUUAUGCGGGUCCAUUGGCUAAAAUUCCAAGAGAACUGCAAGCAACCGAUAUCACACAGAACAGUGAAACCAUAAAUCAAACAAGCGAUGAUAACGACGAAGUGAAAAUCGAAAUGAAUUGGAAUAUUGCUGAGCAAUUGCCUGGGGAUGAGAAUUGUCGUGCUGAAUUCGAGGCAUUAUUGAAACUCUUAAUGGAUGCUCUGGUUCUCAAUAACAAUUCGGUCAAGGAUGGAAUCGAGGCCAUCACUAUGUAUGCUUAUGAAAUUGUUCAACGCUUACAUAAGGGCCAUCCGCCGGGAAAAGUCAGUCCGGCGACACAUUUCUCAAAUGCUCUCAUCGAAGUUCUAAGCAAUAUGAAGGAUGUGGAUUCUGAGGUUCAAACCCUUCGUCGAAAUAUGCUGCGAUUGAUUGGGCUCGGUGAAUUCAGCGACUUGGCAAAAUGGCAGGAGAAGGUUCAUACGUACGUUCUAAAUGAAGUGAUUUGCAAAGCAUGCAACCAGUGCCGUGAUAUUGAUUUAUGCAAAGACAAAGAUCGAGCUACGGUUAAUGAUAUUCCCGUUUGGCUCUGUUCACAUUGCUACGUUUACUAUGAAAACGAAGAAAUUGAAAUUCGUCUCUUGGAUGUAAUGCACCGUAAAAUCAUGUCGUACACAUUGCAAGAUCUUCGGUGCACACGUUGCAAGCAAAUCAAACAAGAGAAUAUGGCUGAAUUGUGCUCGUGUGCCGGAUCAUUUGAAACACUGAUUCCAGCCAAGAAACUGCGUCAAUUACUGCAAACAUUCUUGGAAGUGGCCGACACGCAUAAAAUGGACUUGCUCAAAGAAGAAGUUCACGUAUUUCUCACUAACUCCAUUUAAUCCAAAACAUUUCAUAAAUUAUUUCAUAUGCUAUAUUAAUAAGGUAAAAAAUAAAUAAAAACUAAAUAUAUACGACAA